UGUCAUUCAGCGUUCCUAAGCCCUGCAGUGUCCGGACUCGUUUCUGCUGAGCAGGAGUCAGGUAAGCUUGUUCAUCUGGAGACAGAGUCUGAAGAGGACUGUCACUCCCAGAUUACCUCCACAGGCUGGCCAACUUCCAACAUUCAUCACCAAAGGCUGCCUGAAGAAAGAACUGAUGUCUCUGUUGAGGCCCCCUCAACAGAGACAUCUAUUGGUGGCUCAACAGGUUCAUCUCAUGCUGUUUCACCAAAGCCUAGACAAAGACUGCUUGGAAUUUUUAGAAGAGAGAAAGAGAAAACUAUUGAAGUGCACAGUCCACAAAAAGAAGAGGUGAAGAUACCUAAGCAGAUAGAACCAGGCAACACCCAUAAUCUCUCUCAAGAGGCAGCAGAUUGGACCACGGACAAACCUGCAAGUGUCAAACAAGAAGCUAAAUCCUCUGAGAUGACAGAGGUUAGAACACUACAAUUUACAGCACUGCAGAACACACCGUUUAAAGAAACAGUGACCUCAGUAGAUGAAGACACUCAGCAGGAGGCAACAGAAGAUAGAGUUGUUCGGCUUCCGGAGAGACUAUCCAAUCGGAAAGCUUUCUGGGAGAGAGAAAACAGUGGUCCCAAAAUAAUAUUUACCAGAGAAGAGGCAAGGCGAAAAGACUUCUCUAAGAGUGGAGUAAAAGCUCCACAUGGCUGUCAGACCAACUCUGAUGUGGAGAGCAUUAACAACAUUCUCUCACCUCAAAUGGAAAUGACAGUUGAGGACACUGCUGACAGGUCACCACAAACUGACUGUACCUUCUUUGUAGAUUUAUCUAAUGAAGAUGGCACAUAUAGAGCUAAUCCAGUCAUCAUCUAUGAAGAGACAGACGACUCUUUAACAGGUUCAGUGACAGAGUCCAAGAUUUCUGAGCCACAGGAUAACGCCAUCAUUCCUGUACCUUCCUGUGUAGCUUUCAACACCCAAAAGCUUGAGAGGGACAUUCCAGUUCCCCUUCCCAGGCAGUCCAGUUCCAGUCCUCAAGAGAACAGGCCAGCCAAGAUUAGUGAGGUUAAGCAUAUCUGGGAAAAGGAAUACACAGGACCCAGGGUAAUCGCUGCAAGAGUCAAGGAAGCCUCACGCAGUUCAAUACUCAGUAACAAAGUGGUUUCUCCACAGUUUGAUCUGAGAACUUCCUUAGAUAACAGAGAGAAGUCUGAGGAAGAGGCACAGACAUCUCUGUACAAAACCAAGUCUAACGUCUUGAAACUAUCAAAAGUGACAGACAAAUGUUUUGUCAGUUCUGGUAGUACUGGGGAUGUACAAUCAGCAUGUCACCAAUAUCAAGUCAAGGCUGAUUUUGAGUAUCAAGAAAGGCCCCUCAGUCCUAAACGAUCCCAAACUCCAAGAUCAAAAGACCAGGAUGACGAAGUCAGGAGGAGUCCAUCUAAGACCUGCCAUCCAAGGGUCCUGCUUAGAGAAUCCUCCAGUCCUAAGAGAUCCGAGCUGGAAGGCUCUCACUUGAAAACCUUUCCAAUAGACAUCGACCCCCAAGCUAAGGUCAUUGAAGAGCAACAAGGGAAGCCAACACCAUUUCCAAGACAGAAGAAGAGUCCCGCACAUGAGGCAAAGCAGACAGUGCUGACAGACACUAACAUUAGGGCAGGCAUCAACUCUCAAUCUCUCCCUUCACAUCCAGAGGACAGAGGGGCUUACCUUGGUAAUGUGAAUACACAACAAUGUAGUUCAAGCUCCUCUACUUUAACACAAUCCAAAAAAGCCCCAGAGAAGAAGUUGAUGACCUUUCCACGUCUCGCCAGAUCUUUCAUCCCUCAGGAUUAUCAGCACUACCUCGGACCAAAAGAGAAGUCGCAUGUCCCUCUUUUUCACCAAGGGAGAGCUGUUGUGGCAGAGAAUGAUGCUUUAAACACACUGCAUAAUGCCCUUAGAGACUUUGUGGGAAACCAGAGUGACAGUCCUUCUGAGGAGAAUCCUCGGGGCAUCAGUUCUUGGAUUGUGCAAAAUUAUGAUGGAAACUCCAGCCAAAACACAACGACCAGGGCCUGGUCUUUGUCUCGGGCAAGUUCAGGCAGUUAUGAUGACAGUACUAGUCCCAUCUUUUCAGUACUUAAACGAUUAUCUUCAAGGAGCACGUCUUCAUCCAAGAGCCUGGAAAACCUCACCUCACAAACAAGAGAAGAGAGGACCCAAAAUAACUCAAGAGAACAAAUGAAUCAAAGUGUGGAUAACGCCUCUACUCUCUCCAGCUCAAAGCAGAUGAAAACCAGUGUGUCCAUGACUGUUCUUCAGCAGGACGAGAACGACAGUGACAGCACUUUUGAGACUAACUUGGGCUGGAGAAGGAACACGGGCAGCUCCACAUCAAACUUAAGUCUCUCCUCGGGAAUGGCCUCCAUGUCGUCUGUCAGCGGCAGCAUCAGCAGCCUUUACCCUGCAGACUUUGGAGACAUUGAAGUCCAGGGAAGCAUCCAGUUCGCUGUGAAUUACAUCCAGAAGCUUGGAGAUUUUCACAUAUUUGUGGUGCACUGCAGGGAUCUGGCCGUGGCAGACACCAAGAAGACCUGCUCUGACCCGUAUGUGAAAUGUUACCUUCUCCCUGACAAGACAAAAUUGGGAAAGAGAAAAACCAGUGUAAAAAAGAAAUCUUUAAACCCAACCUACAAUGAAAUCCUCAGGUUUAAAAUCAUAAUGGAAUUGUUGAAAACUCAGUCUUUGAACAUCUCCGUGUGGCACAACAACACUUUUGGGCGGAACAGUUUCCUGGGCGAGGUGGACCUGGAUAUGUCAGAGUGGGACUUCAGUAACACACACAUAAAUGAAUACGCACUAAAGGCCAGGGUCUCAGGACAAAGUCCAACAGCGUCUCCCUCACAUCUGAUGGCCAGCAGAGGACAAAUGAGAGUCGCCCUGAGAUUCCUGCUGCAGACAUCCCGCAGUAAAAGAACAUCUAGGAUGGAGACUGGUGAGGUGCAGAUUUGGGUAAAAGACUGCAAGAAUCUUCCUCCAGUCAGAGGAGUCGUUAUCGACCCGUUUGUGAAAUGUACCGUACUUCCUGACACGAGCCGGAAAAGUCGACAGAAGACGCGGGUGGUGAAGAGGACGGCCAACCCGAUGUUCAACCACACCAUGGUGUACGAUGGCUUCCGAUCGGAGGACCUCAGAGAGGCCUGUGUGGAGAUAACAGUGUGGGAUCACGACCGACUGAACAACCACUACAUUGGCGGCCUGAGGCUUGGUUUGGGGACAGGGAAGAGUUACGGGGUGGAAGUGAUCUGGAUGGAUUCAACGACAGAUGAAGCAAAUUUAUGGCAGAGGAUGUUACAGUCUGAUGGUGAAUGGGUGGAGGAUGCUUUACCUCUGAGAAUGUUGGUAAUGGCAAAAAGCAUGUCAAAGUGAGAUUGUACACAAUGUGUUGAUAAAUGUGUGGAAACUUUAUGGGAGCACACUGCAUGCACAUUUGGAUAGAUCAACUAACUAUAGUCUACACUGAGUGGACGCAGCUGCAUUAGUGAGCAAUGUGUGUGCAUCUGUAUAAUUGAUGAUCAUUGUAUGAUAAGUAUAUACACGAGGUACUUUAAUUUAUAUAGCCCAAACCACAUGUUACAUUUGUCAAUUUAAAAGGAGUUAAUUAUUUAUAAUACAAUGUAAGUUAUGCAACAUAUAAAUUGUUUUGAUCUGAGCACUAAUGAAUUGUAUACAGUCUUGUUCAACCUAUUCUAUCUUCAAUAAACAGUAUAUUAAUGGGA
Anarrhichthys ocellatus (wolf-eel) is the source of this 3743-nucleotide messenger RNA. RefSeq names its product synaptotagmin-like protein 2. The record is from RefSeq and is a predicted model, not a curated record. The coding region runs from base 445 to 3393 and encodes 982 amino acids. Gene Ontology annotation, molecular function: neurexin family protein binding. Gene Ontology annotation, biological process: exocytosis. NCBI's taxonomy places the organism in Eukaryota, Metazoa, Chordata, Actinopteri, Perciformes, Anarhichadidae. Gene Ontology annotation, cellular component: plasma membrane; exocytic vesicle. The transcript is spliced from 12 exons.